Carcharodon carcharias (great white shark) is the source of this 4445-nucleotide messenger RNA. It is a transcript of the gene acss2l, whose product is annotated as acyl-CoA synthetase short chain family member 2 like. The transcript is spliced from 18 exons. Gene Ontology annotation, molecular function: AMP binding; acetyl-CoA synthetase activity. NCBI's taxonomy places the organism in Eukaryota, Metazoa, Chordata, Chondrichthyes, Lamniformes, Lamnidae. The record is from RefSeq and is a predicted model, not a curated record. The coding region runs from base 23 to 2059 and encodes 678 amino acids.
GGUUCACUUUCAGGAGAUCAUCAUGACUUCCGAAAGAGUUUCUGUGAGAAAGUUGGUGUACCACCCCGACCGAAUUAUUCCACCAAACGCUCAUGUGCCAGACUUUGAAACGUACACAAAGCUGCACAAGAAAUCUGUUGAAAACCCAGAAGAAUUCUGGGGUGAACUUGCUAAAGAGUUUUACUGGGACAGCCCUCCGACAGGAACAAUUCUAGAUUACAAUUUUGAUCUGACAAAGGGGAACGUGUAUGUGAAGUUCAUGGAAGGAGCAACCACAAAUAUCUGUUACAACCUACUGGACAGAAACAUACAAGAGAAUGGCCAGGGAGAGAAAAUAGCUUAUUACUGGGAAGGGAAUGAGCCCGAUGACUGCACCACCAUCACCUACUCUCAGCUCUUAAAGGAAGUCUGCAAGUUUGCCAAUGUCCUACGGACUUUAGGGGUGCAGAAAGGAGACAGGGUUGCCAUAUACUUGCCAGUGAUCCCAGAGCUGAUAUAUGCAAUGCUGGCGUGUGCGAGAAUAGGAGCAGUACACUCAGUGGUGUUUGCAGGUUUCUCAGCUGAGUCUCUAUGUGAGAGAAUAUUAGACUCCCAAUGUAUAUUACUGAUUACUGCAGAUGGUUUCUACAGAGGAGAAAAGCUUGUAAACCUAAAGAUGAUUGCAGACGAUGCUUUGGAAAAGUGCAAAGACAAAGAGGAUUUUGUUGUGAAAAAGUGUGUUGUGGUGCAACACCUUGGUGACAACGUGAAAAACAACCAUGGACAAACUUGCUGUAACAUCCUGCAGUUAUUCUGGAACUGUGACACUGAUAUAUGCUGGGAUGUGCUAAUGAAGGAUGCCAGUGAGCAGUGUGAGCCAGAAUGGGUUGAUGCUGAACAUCCACUCUUCAUCCUCUAUACAAGUGGGUCUACUGGGAAACCCAAGGGCGUGCUGCACACUGUUGCGGGCUAUCUGAUUUACACUGCAAUCAGUUUUAAAUAUGUUUUUGACUACCAUGAUGAUGAUGUGUACUGGUGCACGGCUGAUAUCGGAUGGAUUACUGGACACUCAUAUGUUAUCUAUGGUCCACUGGCAAAUGGUGCGACAUGCGUUCUAUUUGAAGGUCUGCUGCUGUAUCCACACGUUGGGAGACUGUAUGAAAUGAUUGAAAAAUACAAAGUGACAAAGCUUUACACAGCGCCCACAGUCAUUAGGAUGCUAAUGAAGUUUGGAGAGGAACCUGUGAGAAAGUUCAAUCUCAAGUCUUUGAGGAUUCUGGGCUGUGCUGGAGAGCCCAUUAACCCAGAAGCUUGGACAUGGUAUUAUAACAUCAUCGGUAAUGGGCAGUGUCCCAUUGUGGAUACCUUUUGGCAGACUGAAACGGGUGGCCCAAUGAUGACUCCUUUGCCAGCUGCUACACCAUUGAAACCAGGAUCGACUACAUUUCCAUUCUUCGGGGUCCUCCCUGCAAUUCUCAAUGAACAUGGCGAGGAACUGGAAGGAGAAGCUGAAGGUUACUUGGUGUUCAAACAACCUUGGCCGUCCAUACUGCGUACUGUGUAUGGAGAUAAUGAGCGCUUUGAGACAACGUACUUCAAGCAGUUCCCAGGGUUUUACCUGACUGGAGACAGUUGCAGGCGAGAUGGAGAUGGCUAUUACUGGAUCACUGGACGGAUAGAUGAUAUGCUGAAUGUCUCAGGUCACCUGCUGAGCAGCGCUGAGGUGGAAUCAGCCCUGGCAGAGCACAAUGCAGUAGCAGAAGUUGCUGUGGUGAGCCAUCCACACCCUGUGAAGGGAGAAUGUAUCUACUGUUUUGUCACCCUAAAGGAUGGAAGAGAAUUGACUCAGUCCAUUACAGAUGAACUGAAAAACAAAGUACGACAAAAGAUUGGACCAAUAGCAACGCCUGACUUCAUACAAAAUGCACCUGGGCUCCCAAAAACCCGUUCAGGUAAAAUAAUGAGGCGCAUCCUGAGGCGUAUUGCUUGCAAUGAAAAAGAUUUGGGGGAUAUUUCCACCCUCAUAGACCCAACCGUGGUGGAAGUCCUGUUCAGCCAGCGAUGUCAAGCAGCUGCUUAAAAUAAUACAAUGAAUGGUCUGUUCCGAUCAGAUCCCGAAUUCAGCAGGGUGCCUUGAACAAAUUGGUCCAAAUAGGGGCCAGUAAUUGCACUGCACAGAUAUUCUAGCUAUGUGCUUGCUGUUGAAAAAAAAAAUCAUUCCAAAUACUUAAUAACCUGUCUCGUUAAGGAAUUUCUUUAUAUAAACCGCUUUACAACGUCUAAUUGUUUCUUAAAUAAUUCCAGGUUUUUAAGCCUCCUCUACUCUAGCUGGAAGUUUAUUCCACAAAUUGAUCCUUAUGUGAAGAAGAAUUCUCUACUAUCAAUCCUCAUGUUACCUAUUACUGGCUUGAAUUUAUGUCUCCUGUUUCUAUUUGCACAAUUUAAAUCCAUUAGCUUUAUACCACGAACAAUAUUCACAACCUUUUUAAAUUAAUUUCUCCACUCCUUCCUUUCCCAGUUGAAAAACUCAAGUUUCCCCAGCUCCUCCUCAGAGUUUCAGACCUGUGACAAUGGGGAUCAGCUUUCAUUCUCUUUUCUGCACUGACUCCAGUGUAUGAAUGUCGUCCCUGUUUCUCACCGUUCAUCUCAUUUACAUUUAAGACAUUGAUUUCACUUGCAAUAUCACAGCUUGGAGAGGGUAUGCUUCUCACGUUUCCCUUGAGAACACUUAUGUUCAUCUUCAGUUUCAAAUCCGUUUGCAUCUUUUAUGGUUUUCACCGCUUCUCUGACUGCCUUCUUGUGGUUGUGGGUGUAGAAAGAGCUUUUUAAUAUUACACAUGGCCUGAGCUGCUGUGCUUCUUUUCCCCCAAGUCACUCAGCAUUUUCCUGCCUUCAUCCCAGACAGCCCCUUCUCUUUUCUCCCUGCAGGUCCUCUGAGUCUCACUUUUAAUUUGUUUCUUAAUCUUUUUAGGGUCACAUUUGUUUAGUCUGAGAUUGUACAUUUUGGGAACAUAUUGGAUGCUCAGCAUUACGCCCUUUUAUGUAGCAUUGCAUAUAAUUUAACAAAACUGAAACAUGCCAUUCAUCCCAACCAGCUUGUGUUGGCAUUUAGCCUCUGCAGGAGCAAGAACCCUAUUCCCAGCUGCCCAUCCUCUUUCCUUAUCUCUUUAGUUCCCUUUCCCUUAGCCACCUAUCUAAAUUAUUCUUAAAUGUUUUCAUGGUACCUGUUUCAAUUAGUAACCCUAGUAAUGCGUUCUGCAGUCCCACAACUCUCUGUGUAAAAAGCUGUCUCAUGCGCCCGAUCAUAAUCCUUACAUUUCACCUUAUAUCAUUAUCCCCUCAAUUCUAGAUCCCUCAAUCACUGAACACAGCCUAUUCCUAUCUACUCUGUCCCAUCUUUUCAAAUUUCAAAUCGUCCCAUUAUCUUCUGUUCCAACAAAAACAGCCACAAUUUCUCAAGCCUUUCUUCAAAUGGAGGUUUUAUUAUGCAGUGUCUUAAUAAAAUAAUAAUUGUGAUUAAAAAUAGCACGUGAAUAUUUGCGUUUUCCCACUUCCACUUCUCUCCUUCAGGUGACAAAUUCAUUUUGGGAGGGAUGGUCACAAGACCGAGGCUGGGAUUUUCCGGCUCCAUCAUAGCACCAGGAGAUUCAACUGCCAAGCCAAAAGUCCAUUUGGCUCAAUUGGACCAUCCCAGCAGUGAACGGGGCUGGAAAAUCCUGCCCCUAAUCUAAUCCCAUCCACACUCGAUGGUCACGAUUACAAACUCUCCAACACUGAUAGCGGAUUGGGCCGAACUUUUCCCCAUCUCUGCUGGGGCACUGAAACUAUUGUAGUGCCAUUGUUCCUAGCUGAGGUUAGUUAACUCAGUAUAAACCAGACACUGGCAUGAUGGGCCCAAUGGCUUCCUUCUGUGCUGUAUGAUCCCAUGAGAACAAAAGAAUAUACCAGGGACUUCCAGGUUGACACCUCAUCUAGCACCUUAAACAUUCACUCCCUCCAUCACCAGUGCAUAGUGGCAGCAGUUUGUAUCACCUGUAAGAUACACUGCAGCAACUCACCAAGACUCCUUUGACAGCACCUUCCAAAUCAACAACAUCCACUACGUGGAAGAACAAGGGCAGCAGGUGCAUGGGAACACCAUCACCUGCAGUUCCCCUCCAAGCUACAUACCAUCCUGACUUGGAACAACAUCACCGUUCUUCACUGCCCCGAAUCAAAAUCCUGGAACUCCCUCGCUAACAGCACUGUGGGUGUACCUACACCACAUGGCCUAUAGUGGUUUAAGAAGGCAGCUCAUCACCACCUCCUCAAGGGCAAUUAGGGAUGGGCAAUAAAUGCUGGCCUAGCCAGCAACACCCACGCCCCACAAAUGAAGAAAAAAUGUAUUACAUAAUGUUGUGAAUUUGUCAACUGAGCUAUCAGGUAGUAAUCUUAAUAUUUGUGAUGAAAUGAACAAUUAGCACCUG